Molecule: messenger RNA, 1557 nt
Organism: Penicilliopsis zonata CBS 506.65
Lineage: Eukaryota; Fungi; Ascomycota; Eurotiomycetes; Eurotiales; Aspergillaceae
Exons: 2
Coding region: 1-1557 (518 amino acids)
Biological process (GO): transmembrane transport
Cellular component (GO): membrane
Molecular function (GO): transmembrane transporter activity
Source: RefSeq, a predicted model, not a curated record
AUGUAUUCGCAAGAUACGACGCCGAGGCUGUCGGCCGAUUGGAACGACCUACACAAACAUCCGACGCAUCCCCGUGAGGACUCGGAACCCGAAGCAUUCACCAGACUCGAGACGGCGCAGUCGCAUCUGCCGCUGCCGUCGUCGAUAUGGAAGGAGAGCAUCUUCGUGGCGACGGUAUGCAUGGGUCAGUUCAUGACUCAGGCGGGCCUCUGCGCAGCCAUCGCACCGGUUCACAUCAUCGGCAAGUCCUUUUCGGUCACCAACGCGGCAGAGUUGAGCUGGUACGCCGCAGCGUACAGUCUCACGGUGGGGACCUUUAUCCUUGUUGCCGGCCGCCUGGGUGAUGUUUACGGCCACCGGCUGCUCUUCAUCGUCGGGUUCGUCUGGUUUGGCGUCUGGUCCCUCAUUGCCGGCUUCAGUGCGUGGUCCGGCUCGCAGAUUUUCUUCGACGUCUGCCGUGCUCUGCAGGGUAUCGGCCCGGCCAUGGUGCUGCCCAAUGCCAUCGCCAUCCUGGGCCGCACGUAUCCGCCCGGCCCACGCAAGGAGAUGGUCUUCAGCCUGUUCGGCGCCACGGCUCCCAACGGGUUCAUCAUCGGGGGGGCGUUUGCCUCGCUGUUCGCCGAGCGGGUCUGGUGGCCAUGGGGAUACUGGGUGCUGGGCAUGGUGUGUUUUGUGCUGGCGGUAAUGGGCCGACUAGUCAUCCCCGCCACGCCGCGGCCGCACUUUGACGACGACAAGCUGCGGUUCUGGACUCGGCUCGACCUGGCCGGCGCCUCGACGGGCAUCUCAGGCCUGGUCCUCAUCAACUUUGCAUGGAACCAGGCGCCGCUGGUCGGCUGGGCGGAACCGUACACGUACGCCCUGCUCAUCGUCGGCUUCGUGCUCCUUGCGGUGUUUGCCCUGAUCGAACGCUCCGCCGCGUGUCCGCUCCUCCCGCGCUCCGUCUUCACGGGAGACAUGGCCUGGGUCCUGGGCUGCAUCUCCGCAGGCUGGUCCAGCUUCGGCAUCAUCAUCUACUACUUCUACCAGUUCAUGGAGGUCAUCAAGGGCGACUCCCCGCUACUGGCCACCGCGAAAUGGUCCGCCGCCACCAUCUCGGGCGCCAUCGCUGCCAUUGUCACGGGCUUCCUGCUCGGCCGCUUGCCCCCCAGCGUCAUCAUGUUCUGCGCCAUGCUCGCCUUUACCGCCGGCUUGACCAUCUUCGCCACCGUCCCCGUCGACCAGAUCUACUGGGGUCAGGCCUUCGUUGUCAGUAUAAUCACCUCGUGGGGAAUGGAUAUGUCUUUCCCCUCCGGCACGCUCAUCCUCAGCAACGCAAUGCACAAACACCACCAGGGCCUUGCGGCGUCUCUGGUCAGCACUACAGUCAACUAUUCCAUUUCGCUCGGGCUAGGCUUCGCCGGCACGGUCGAAGCCCACGUCAACGACGGUGGCAACAACGUCCUCCGUGGAUACCGCGGCGCGUUAUACAUGGGCGUCGGGCUUGCCGGGUUGGGACUCGUAGUCUCCAUCUGUUUCAUGUUCGUCAGCUGGAAACGAUUCCGGAAGGGCUAUUAG